Messenger RNA from Fomitopsis serialis, 1302 nucleotides. Its product is annotated as coma-domain-containing protein. Bases 268 to 1302 code for a protein of 344 amino acids. The record is from RefSeq and is a predicted model, not a curated record. Lineage: Eukaryota; Fungi; Basidiomycota; Agaricomycetes; Polyporales; Fomitopsidaceae. The transcript has 6 exons.
UGUCUCCUUCGUCUCGUUUUGUCUUCGCUCUCCCGCCCUCGCUGUCAUUUUUGGUACGGUAUGCUCAGCGACACCUACAUACCGAACCGUCAACAAGACGAUGAUGGUUGCUGCACGGACCAGCGAACUUACUCGCCUAUGUACUUACUAUGAUUCGAUGCUAUUCAAAGCAAGCAAGUAGCGCAUCAUCGUGACGUAUAGUCUCCAACAACGCCGGAGACCAACUGGAGACAAGCCGAAAGUCUACAUACACUCGAGCAAGACACGAUGCUCAUCCAGACGCUACUCCGCCGCACCGUUCCCUGCAUCCGCAACACACACCGCGGCCUGUCUUCCACCGCUCCCCGACUGACAUCUCUACCCUACUCUUUCCUUCCAGCCAACUCUCUCGACCCGAAGCCGCGUACCAAGGGUCUUACGGAGAUUCGCGGUCCAUACUACGCGCCAGUCACGAAGACGUAUCUCGACGAGCUGCUCAGCGACUGGGGAGACUACGUCGAUGGCAUCAAGUUUGCAGGCGGCGCGUUCUCGCUCAUGCCGGAGGAGAGGUUAAAGGGGCUCAUCGAGACCGCACACAAGCACAACUGUUAUGUGAGCACCGGCGGCUUCAUCGAACGCGUCCUGUCCUCUUCCGGCGGUAACAAGGACGUCAUCUCAAAAUACCUCACGACCUGCAAGAACAUGGGCUUCGACGUGCUCGAGCUCUCGUCCGGCUUCCUGUCCAUCCCUACUGAAGACUGGGCUUCCCUCGUGGAGUUCACGGCCGCCCACGGACUGAAGCCGAAGCCCGAGGUCGGCAUCCAAUGGGGCGCAGGCGGCGACGCGAGCGUCGAGGAGCUCGAGUCCGCCGGCACGCGUGACCCCAAGUGGCUUAUCGACCGCGCUAACACGUUCCUCCAAGCCGGUGCAUACAUGAUCAUGAUCGAGAGCGAGGGCAUCACGGAGAACGUGAAGGCAUGGCGGACGGACGUGAUCUCGGCGGUGACGUCCGCGCUGCCGCGGGACAAGAUCAUGUUCGAGGCGGCGGAGCCGGAUGUGUUCGCGUACCACAUCCAGAACCAGGGCGCGCGCGCGAACCUGUUCAUUGACCACUCACAGAUCGUGCAGCUCGCAUGCCUCCGGCGCGGGAUAUGGGGCACGGGCAGCACGUUCGCGCGCGUCGUGACAUUUGACGGCUCGCAGGAUUCUGGGAAGGCCGGGAGCGGGGCCACCGAGGUGCUGAGCCGGGUGUACUGGUAUCAAUCAGCUACACGUCUGUUGUUCAACACAUGGGUUAGCGAAAGCACGACGGCAUUGCAUUGA